UUCGCUCUCAAAUCCUCCCUCUGUAACCUCUUUCCCUCGCUUUCCCGAGAAAAAACCCCAGAGCCUCCUAGCUCCCCACGAGAGAGAAAAAGCUCCAUCGCCCCCUCCCGCCCUGGAAACGACGUGGGAUCGGAGACGAAGCUUGAAAUGGAGACUCGUCAUGGAAUCGCAGUUGCCAAGGUGGUUCUCUGCUCUGUGUGUUUGGUGUCCGCCGCUCUGGUUCUGCUGUCCUCGUUCGAUUUCGGCGACAUGGCGUGGUUCGCUCCCGAUCCUUCUGCGUUGAAGUCUAGCUCGCCGAUGGCUCGUCAGUUGGUGAUGCGGGAGAAGGCGACGAGCUCGAGCGAUCUGGUUCGAGCUGCGAGCUUCGCGUCCGCUGAGUCCUCCCUUGGAGUUCAGUCGAGUACACGUAGAAACACGACGACGAUCAGAAAGACCAAGAAAGCGAGGGAAGAACGAAAGCUGGAGCUAGGAUUAGCGAAAGCACGGGCGGCGAUUCGGAGAGCCGCAAAGCUCGGCGAUCGUCCUUCCAACCGCACCGGCCAUGGCACUUCAGAGGCCGCGUACCGCAAUCGUCGCGUGUUUCUCCAGAGUUACAUGGAGAUGGAAAAACGGUUCAAGGUCUACGUGUACUCGGAAGGGGAGCUGCCCAUCGUCCACGACGGGCCGUGCAAGGACAUCUACACCAUGGAAGGCCGGUUCAUACACGAGAUGGAACACGGGCCAUCGGCCAGGUUCAGGACGAGGGACGCGACGCGUGCCCACGCCUACUUCUUGCCGUUCAGCGUGACCCGGAUGGUCCAGUACCUGUACCAACCUCUCACGUACGACGUGACCCCUCUCCAGCAGUUCGUCGCCGACUACGUGAGGGCGGUCUCGGCGAAGUACCCGUUUUGGAACCGGACCCGUGGGGCUGAUCACUUCAUGGUGGCUUGUCAUGAUUGGGGCCCUCAUGCAUCCCUUGGCGAUCCUCAUCUUUACAACAACUCAAUCCGGGCCUUGUGCAAUGCCAACGCCUCCGAAGGCUUCAACCCUCAAAAGGACGUGAGCUUGCCAGAAAUCCACCUCUUGGACGGCAACAUCUCCCCUAAACUCCUCUCCCCACACCCGCCACACGUCCCUCGCCCUAUCCUUGCAUUCUUCGCGGGCGGCCUCCAUGGCCCGAUCAGGCCUCUCCUCCUUGGCUAUUGGAAAGACAGAGGCGACCCUGAUCUUCGCGUCUACGAGUACCUCCCCAAGCAUUUGGACUACUACACCCUCAUGCUCAAAUCCAAGUUCUGCCUGUGCCCUAGCGGGCACGAAGUGGCAAGCCCUAGGAUCGUCGAGGCCAUUUACGCCGAAUGCGUGCCGGUGAUCAUCUCGGAGCACUACGUCUUGCCGUUCAGCGACGUGCUAAACUGGGAUGAGUUUUCAAUCAAGGUCGAGGUGUCGGGUAUUCCGAGGCUGAAGGAGAUACUGAAGGCGGUUCCAGAGGAUAAGUAUAGGAGGUUGAGGCAGGGUUUGAAGGCUGUGAGGAGACACUUCGUGCUGAACCAGCCGGCCAAAAGGUUUGAUGCGUUCCAUAUGGUGUUGCAUUCUAUAUGGCUUAGGAGGCUGAAUGUUAAUCUAGGGUAAACAUUUCCGAUCGCUAUCUGCCUUAGAACGUAGCAUCUUACAUAGAGUAAAUAGAGAUCCACGCUUGAAU
This is a messenger RNA of Rhodamnia argentea, 1681 nucleotides long. Its product is annotated as probable glycosyltransferase At5g25310. Gene Ontology annotation, molecular function: glycosyltransferase activity. The transcript has 4 exons. The record is from RefSeq and is a predicted model, not a curated record. Lineage: Eukaryota; Viridiplantae; Streptophyta; Magnoliopsida; Myrtales; Myrtaceae. The coding region runs from base 148 to 1611 and encodes 487 amino acids.